AUGGGUGGCCACUCACCAGAUCCAAAGCACGGCGUUUACCUGGGAGGAUGGGGUAACUUUGGUUCCGUUCACCCUCAGAGAGGCAUUAUCACAUACUCUGUUGCCUCUAAUCGUCAGCGCCCACUCGCGGGCGCCUUGCACAAUGCAAUUUUCAACACAUGGCGCCGAUGCAGAGGCCAGUUCCUCUAUGUUGUCCCUCCAUUUGUGGUUGCAUAUGCUCUGAUGAAUUGGGCUGUUGAGAGAAAUGAAUAUUUGAACUCCAAGCCCGGCCGUCUCGCUGAAGGUACAUCUGAGGAAUAA
This is a messenger RNA of Ophidiomyces ophidiicola, 300 nucleotides long. It is a transcript of the gene QCR8, whose product is annotated as ubiquinol--cytochrome-c reductase subunit 8. Gene Ontology annotation, biological process: mitochondrial electron transport, ubiquinol to cytochrome c. The coding region runs from base 1 to 300 and encodes 99 amino acids. The transcript is spliced from 4 exons. NCBI's taxonomy places the organism in Eukaryota, Fungi, Ascomycota, Eurotiomycetes, Onygenales, Onygenaceae. The record is from RefSeq and is a predicted model, not a curated record.